Molecule: messenger RNA, 1069 nt
Organism: Cyprinus carpio (common carp)
Lineage: Eukaryota; Metazoa; Chordata; Actinopteri; Cypriniformes; Cyprinidae
Gene: hcst
Product: hematopoietic cell signal transducer
Biological process (GO): positive regulation of phosphatidylinositol 3-kinase/protein kinase B signal transduction; regulation of immune response
Cellular component (GO): membrane
Molecular function (GO): signaling receptor binding; phosphatidylinositol 3-kinase binding
Source: RefSeq, a predicted model, not a curated record
AACAGUUGUUAAGGGAAGCUGUGAGCUAGCGGAGAUUGCAGGUGGUUUGUUUUAGACUGAAAUGUGUUUCAGCACGUUCAGUUCUUUCUGGGUGUAUGCCAAAUAAUUCCUCUUGGCGGCCGUCACUUUAAGAAUUUAGAAUCAUGAUACUGUAUUUGUGAAACAGAACUUAAUGAGAAAUAUCGUUUUUCAUAAAUAAAAAUAAUUUUAAGAUCAUUUCAAAUUGAGAACACGGGUGUUUAUUACUCAAAAUAAAAGUGUGAAAUAAUCGAAAGUGAUAUCGUGGUGUUUUUUUACUCAAAAUAAAGUGUGGAAUAAUCGACAGUGUAGGCUAUAUAUUCAGGUCUUUGACUGACCCAUAAAGGUCUCAUAAAUAUUCCUUUGGGUGGUGCGCAUAAGCUACACCAACUGAAAUGAUUCAUAAAGGAAACUUAAAAACCGAGUGGGCGGAAGGUUAACCGAUCAACAACUUCAUUUCCAAAGUAAAUCGCUGCACAGCACUUCAUUGAUGAAAGAUCUAACAUACAAGUGUUACACAGGAAAUGACAAAGAAAAGCCUUCUUGCAUUUUUUCCCCUCUCUCUGCUAGGUAGCUAUGGUCAGUGCUGCUCAAGACAAAGACUUAUGUUAUGGAUUCGGUUCUGGCACCAUAGCAGGGAUUAUAUUCGCUGAUGUUGCAGUGACGGUCCUCAUUGUCACUAUCACCUACUGGUAUGCCAGCAAGCGCAGACAAAAGAAAGAAAACGCUGACGAAGUCUACAUGAAUGUCAGAGCAAACUGCAAAACAUGAAGAUCUUUGGAAGGCUGACAUGAACAAUGGAAGACCUACUGACAUUCAAUAGUAUACGACAUUUAAUCGUAGUUGAUUUAUAUUUUAAAUUGCCACAGUUUAAAUAUAGCUUAGCCUACGGCUCUGCACAAUUAAAGCAGUGUUCAUAUCUUAGUUGCUUUGUAAAUAAGAUAAAAUUAGCUUAUUUAUGUCACACAAAAUCACACUGAAAACUUUAAUAAUACAUGUAAUGGAACUCUGUCUAGCACGUUAUCAACAGCAAUAAAUGCAGUGAAAAACA